GGCGGAGAGGUGGGAGGAGGCUGGCGGGGCGGAGGAGGAGGGAGCGCGGCGGCGUUGCGGGCGUAUCAGCCGGUGCUGGACUAUGGUGCGGCUCGGUGGGGGCUGACGCGCCGGCGCUCCGUCCGUCCUCCUUCCCUGUCGGCGGGCAGGCGGCGAGCCCUGAGCAGCAAGUGUGGGAUGUGAGACCUGCCCUCGCCGGGGGAGUAUGAGCUGUGCCCAGGCCGGCAUUGUCCAGGAAUUGAUGCGCUUACAAUUGGCGGGUCAUUAUGCUGCUCCACCUGUGUAGUGUUAAGAAUCUGUACCAAAACAGGUUCCUGGGCCUGGCAGCCAUGGCGUCUCCAUCUAGGAACUCACAGAGUCGACGCCGGUGCAAAGAGCCUCUCAGAUACAGCUAUAAUCCUGACCAGUUCCAUAACAUGGACAUCAGGAACAAUUCCCAUGAGACUGUCACCAUCCCUAGGUCUACCAGUGACACGGACCUUGUCACUUCAGACAGCCGGUCUACCCUGAUGGUCAGCAGCUCCUACUACUCCAUCGGGCAUUCGCAGGACCUAGUGAUAUACUGGGAUAUAAAGGAGGAAGUGGAUGCAGGGGACUGGAUUGGCAUGUAUCUCAUAGAUGAGGUCUUGUCCGAAAACUUCUUGGACUACAAGAACCGUGGCGUCAAUGGCUCUCACCGUGGUCAGAUUAUCUGGAAGAUUGAUGCCAGUUCUUACUUUGUGGAGCCUGAAACAAAGAUCUGCUUCAAGUACUACCAUGGUGUGAGCGGGGCACUUCGAGCCACAACUCCAAGUGUCACAGUGAAAAACAAUGCAGCUCCUCAGAUUUUUAAAAGCAUCACCAAUGAAGAUUCAAUCCAGGGACAAGGAAGUCGGAGGCUGAUAAGUUUUUCAUUGUCAGAUUUCCAGGCAUUUGGUCUGAAGAAAGGAAUGUUCUUCAAUCCAGAUCCUUAUCUGAAGAUUUCCAUCCAGCCUGGAAAACAUAGCAUCUUCCCAGCACUUCCUCAUCAUGGACAGGAGAAGAGAUCUAAGAUCAUGUGUAACACUGUUAACCCAAUCUGGCAAGGAGAGCAGUUCAGCUUUGUCUCCCUGCCCACGGAUGUCCUGGAAAUAGAAGUUAAAGACAAGUUUGCCAAGAGCCGACCGAUCAUCAAGCGUUUCCUGGGAAAGCUCUCGAUGCCAGUUCAGCGCCUCUUGGAAAGACAUGCCAUAGGGGACAGGGUUGUAAGCUACACUCUGGGUCGCAGGCUUCCUACAGAUCAUGUCAGUGGCCAGCUGCAGUUCCGAUUUGAGAUAACUUCUUCCAUUCAUCCAGAUGAUGAAGAGGUCUCCAUUAGUGCAGAUCCUGAGCCAGCUGACCUGCAGGAAAGCCCUGUGAACAACCCUACAGAGGAAAGCCUCGGUGAGCCUCCAUGCAUCAACACAGUGACCUCAGAAAGUGCAGCUCCAGAACAGCUAAAUGGAUACAGUGUGAACAGUGUGGAUAGCCCAGGGGCUGUCAAACCACCUGGGGAAGUCAACCAGAACAGCUUAAAUGAAGAGCUAGCAGGAGAUGGGGAGGUUGAUGCGGUGCCAGUUCCUGAGCCCUUGGAAUCCAUCCCAGGAGAAGCAUUGCCGCCUUUGAAUGCCAUGGACCUCACGGAGCAGCUGGCUCCGCUGGCUUGCACAUCUCCUCCUGAGACUGAAGUUAGGGAAAAUAACAUAGUCAAUUCUGGUACUCAGGGAGAUGGUGGAGUCUUGACCAGCAUAGAAACAUUAGAUAUUGAUGAGGUGAGUGCAGCUGUGCAGGCUGGCAAGGACCUAGAGAAGAGUCAGGAAGAAGAAGGGGCUUCAGCCCAGGAGGAGGAAGACAACAAGCUACAGCUGAGGACCACAGCAAAGAGGAAAAACAGGCCAUGCUCCCUGCCUGUGUCUGAACUUGAGACAGUCAUAGCAUCUGCUUGUGGCGAGCCAGAGACCCCUCGCACACACUACAUCCGGAUCCACAACCUGCUCCACAGCCUGCCCUCAGCACAGAUGAGCAGUGAUGGGGAGGAAGAGCAAGACGGUGGCAACGGUGGGGAGAACGAUGAGGAGUCUACGGUGAAGGAGGUGCUGGAGAAGGAGGUGGUCAGUGAGAGUGAGACAGUGGCAGCAGAGCCUCCUCUCGAAAAUGAGGCUGAAGAGAACUUCAGCCAGAGAACGGUGCUUCCUGGGACCCUGGACGAGCAACUCUCUGAUUUAAAUGAUGGGCUGCUGGAUGAGGAACAUCCCAGGACAGGAAGCGAAAGCGAGUCGAGCUCCAGGCCCAAUGGUGACAACGAGUGCGAGGCGUGCGACACCUCUUGCUACAGCCCCUCUUGCUACAGCACUUCCUGCUACAGUACCUCCUGCUACAGCACUUCUUGCUACAGCACCUCCUGUUACGACAGUAACAAUCGCUUCUCCAGCCAUACCCGCUUCUCCUCUGUCGACAGUGCAAGGAUAUCUGAGAGCACGGUCUUUUCCUCACAGGAUGAUGAUGAGGAGGAGAACAGUGCUUUUGAGUCAGUGCCAGAUUCAGUACAGAGCCCUGAGCUGGACAGGGAGCAAGCGGAUGGCUCCUCCCAGUGGCCAGAUGAACUAGUAGCUCAUGGUGGGAAUCCACAAAGAGCCACAGAGAGUCUAGACACCCCCAUAGCAGGUCCAAGCAGCAGAAGAGAAGGUGAUUGUCCUUUACUCCAUAAUUCUCAGCCAGUCAGCCAGCUUCCUUCUCUGAGGCCUGACCAUCAUCACUACCCAACUAUCGAUGAGCCUCUUCCACCAAAUUGGGAAGCUCGGAUAGACAGCCACGGGAGGGUGUUCUACGUGGAUCAUGUCAACCGAACCACCACGUGGCAGCGCCCCACAGCCGCCGCGACGCCAGAUGGGAUCCACAGGUCUGGCUCCAUCCAGCAAAUGGAGCAGCUGAACCGACGAUACCAAAACAUCCAGCGAACCAUUGCAACAGAGCGGACUGAAGACGAUGCCGUAGUAAACAACAGGGUGGAGAGAGUUCCUGCUGGAGGAGGAAGUGACUCUGAAGCUGAGCCUUCCCAGCCAAGCUCAGAGGUUAGGAGGGAAGGUUCCCUUUCUCCUGUGAAUUCUCAAAAAAUCACCUUGUUGCUGCAGUCUCCAGCUGUGAAGUUCAUCACCAAUCCCGAGUUCUUCACUGUGCUGCAUGCAAACUAUAGUGCCUAUCGAGUCUUCACUAACAGUACCUGCUUGAAGCAUAUGAUUUUGAAGAUCCGUAGAGAUGCUCGUAACUUUGAGCGCUAUCAGCACAACAGAGACCUGGUAAAUUUUAUCAACAUGUUUGCUGAUACUCGGCUGGAGCUUCCUCGUGGCUGGGAGAUUAAAACUGACCAGCAGGGCAAGUCUUUCUUCGUGGACCACAACAGCCGUGCUACCACGUUCAUUGAUCCCAGGAUCCCGCUGCAGAAUGGUCGUCUCCCCAAUCACCUGACUCACAGGCAACAUCUUCAGCGACUCCGUAGCUACAGUGCUGGAGAGGCCUCUGAAGUCUCUCGGAACAGAGGAGUUACUCUGUUGGCUCGGCCUGGCAAUAGUCUUGUAACAGCUAUUCGAAACCAGCACCAUCAUGAGACAUUACCUCUGGCUUACAAUGACAAGAUUGUUGCAUUUCUACGCCAACCCAACAUUUUUGAGAUGCUGCAGGAGCGUCAGCCCAGCUUGGCCAGAAACCAUGCACUCAGGGAGAAGAUCCAUUACAUUCGGACAGAGGGUACACAUGGGCUUGAAAAGUUGUCCUGUGAUGCAGAUUUAGUAAUUCUGCUGAGCCUUUUUGAAGAGGAUAUUAUGUCCUACAUACCACUGCAGGCUGCCUUCCAUCCUGGUUACAGUUUCUCUCCUCGCUGCUCACCUUGUUCCUCACCCCAAAAUUCUCCAGGACUGCAGCGAGCAAGUGCAAGAGCACCUUCUCCAUACAGGAGGGACUUCGAAGCCAAGCUGCGCAAUUUCUAUCGAAAACUUGAAGCCAAAGGAUACGGGCAAGGUCCAGGUAAAAUUAAGCUAAUUAUACGCCGUGAACACUUGCUGGAAGGCACCUUCAACCAGGUGAUGGCCUAUUCACGCAAGGAGCUCCAGCGCAACAAGCUCUACGUCACCUUCGUUGGCGAGGAAGGGUUGGAUUACAGUGGCCCUUCCCGAGAAUUUUUCUUCCUUCUGUCUCAGGAGCUCUUCAAUCCCUACUAUGGUCUGUUUGAAUAUUCAGCCAAUGACACUUACACUGUACAGAUCAGCCCCAUGUCUGCCUUUGUUGAAAAUCACCUGGAAUGGUUCAGGUUCAGUGGUCGUAUUCUUGGCCUUGCUCUCAUUCAUCAGUACCUUCUUGAUGCUUUCUUCACAAGGCCCUUCUACAAAGCACUACUAAGGCUGCCCUGUGACUUAAGUGACUUAGAAUACCUGGAUGAAGAGUUCCAUCAGAGCUUGCAGUGGAUGAAGGAUAACAACAUCACAGAUAUCCUGGAUCUAACCUUCACAGUGAACGAGGAGGUGUUUGGACAGGUGACAGAGAGAGAGUUGAAAUCUGGAGGGGCAAAUACAGCAGUGACAGAAAAGAACAAAAAAGAGUACAUUGAGAGAAUGGUGAAGUGGCGAGUGGAACGAGGAGUGGUUCAGCAAACAGAGGCCCUGGUCCGUGGCUUCUACGAAGUUGUAGACUCCAGGCUUGUCUCUGUUUUUGAUGCCAGAGAACUGGAGCUGGUUAUAGCUGGCACUGCAGAAAUAGAUCUCAAUGACUGGCGUAACAACACAGAAUAUCGUGGAGGUUACCACGAUGGACACAUAGUCAUCCGGUGGUUCUGGGCAGCAGUGGAGAGGUUUAACAACGAGCAGCGGCUGCGGCUGCUGCAGUUCGUCACUGGGACAUCGAGUGUGCCCUACGAGGGCUUCGCCGCGCUCCGGGGGAGCAAUGGGCUGCGGCGCUUCUGUAUAGAGAAAUGGGGGAAAAUCACCUCCCUCCCAAGGGCACACACAUGUUUCAACCGUUUGGAUCUUCCACCUUACCCCUCAUAUUCUAUGCUGUAUGAGAAGCUGCUGACAGCUGUUGAAGAAACUAGCACCUUUGGACUUGAAUGAGGGGGUUCAGGCACUUCUGGUGUUUUUCUGGCUGAUGAUGUCACCUUUCCUGUCCACCAUCAUUUGAUCUUGGUUCCCCAUCUUUUUAUUUUUGAAAACAAAACAAACAAAACGAAGCAAACAAAAAAAAUAAUCAAGAUUAACAAAAGCUGUGCAUGAAGAACUGCCACCCUCUUCUAAGAUCUAACCUUCAUGCUUUCAUCCUGUUUCCAAUGGACUGCUAGUCUGUAUGCAAUAGAAAACCAACUGUCUCAAGGUUUCUGUAUAUCUCUACAUACCUCCAUUAAUAAUGAUGAAAAUACAAAUGCAAGUUACACUACACUUGACCAAAUGUUAAUAAAUGUUUACUUCCACCCACGUUGAUUAAAAAAUAAAGAAAAAAAACCCAACUCAUCAAGCAUUCCAAGCUUUUAUAUGCCCACACCUUCUAAAUCAGCCCAUCCUACUUCUUAACCAUUGAAUCCGGUACUAGGAGCUGGUCAAAUAGAUCUUCAUCCAUCCUGGUUUUCCCUGUACGUAUUGUCCAUCUGAGAGACAUCUAUGAGCAAAACUGAAAUUUUAUACGCGAACUCGAGAUCCACAUCAGUUGCAUCAGCUGGAACUGUCCCAGAUCCAUGGUGCAGAUAAGACCUUCAAAAACUAAAAAACCAACCUGUAACGCAAUGCAAAGCAUAACAGCGAUUGUUAUGGUUGCUGCUUGCCAGUACUGGAGAGAACUUGCACUUCAGAGAUAUUGGGAGGGGCAUCUCCAUUGUAAUGUUUACCACACAAGAAGCACAAGGUUGUGCACACUCAAGAAGGAUGUUUUAUUAUGUAGCAUAAAGGACAAGGCUCCCUUACCUUAGUGUUGUAUAUGACAAAGGAAAGGGGAAUAAGAAGAAUGUUCUACUCUUACGAAUACCCUUGGGUUCUGUUUACCAGGUCUUUGUUUUCUGAUGUUAAAAAUGCUCCUUUCCAAACGAGAGGUCUAGACAAUCCCAUCCCCUGUGUCAGAAGCCAUUUAUUUUAUGUCAGGCUGAGCUAAUCUAUGGUUGCUGGGGGCAGUUUUGGGUUCUGUCAUUUUUCUUUUCUUGUCCAGUGGAAAUCUCCAUAACCUCAAGAGUGGCUGUAGACAAAAGGUUUUAGUACAGAGUCUAUGAAAUGAGAAGCUGCAGUGAAUGAGGGUGCUUGUCAGGGAUGAAGGGGACUCACUCUCUUUGGGUUAAGAUUGUGCUGCAUUUCCUCUUGGAGUAAGCCCAAAGGGCCUCAGGUCAUGUUAGGAACCACUAAACUAAAACCUAGCUUUUGCUGCUGCAGACAUAACCCUCUUCAGUUUGGUGUGCUUUGCAUUCCAGUUCUGAAGCCAGGGAACAAAGGGAAAACAGCAGUUAGCUUGUCUUAGGAUGGAUUUUGCUGAGGCUGUUACAAUCACCCUCACUGCUCUGAUUGCGUUCCAUUUAUUAGUCUUUGCUUCCCUUGUUUUCCAAGACUCAGAUUGAAAGUGUUUGUCUUAACUGGGAAGAGAAAAUACAAAAUAUAUUCUGACACUAAAUAUGUUAAAGGAUGCAUGAAAUACGAGGUGUGAGACUUGUGAAGGCUGAGUGAAGGUGAGAAGGUAACAUCGUAGUGUUGAGCAGUUCACAUAAAACACCACACCCCCUUGAGGGUUUGUUACUGGUGGCUUUGUGUUAGCAGUGCUUCAGAAAACUGUAAAAUGAGAAGAUCAGGUCAAUGUCUGACACAUCUAAUUCCCAGAAGCUUUCUCUCCACAGAAAAGAAUUGGGCCUUGAUUUCCCACCCAUUUUUGUGGUGACUAUACAGAAACUCAUCGCACUUGAAAAAUGGCAAUUCUGAGAGACUUGGAUCAUUCUCCUGCUUUGAUUCCUUGUGUCAAGAGGUAUUUGAGAGGUGAUAGACCCACACCCAUGUUUCUGAGCAGAAAUAGUAGCUUUUGUUAACGACAGCUUAAAUGUUUGGGAUAUUUAAAUUGCUCCAUUCCUUCAAUUUCUGCAACAUUUCACCACUUUGAUACUAAUUUACUGAGAA
Messenger RNA from Dryobates pubescens (Downy woodpecker), 7121 nucleotides. RefSeq names its product HECT, C2 and WW domain containing E3 ubiquitin protein ligase 1 (gene HECW1). NCBI's taxonomy places the organism in Eukaryota, Metazoa, Chordata, Aves, Piciformes, Picidae. The record is from RefSeq and is a predicted model, not a curated record. The coding region runs from base 267 to 5096 and encodes 1609 amino acids. Gene Ontology annotation, molecular function: protein binding; ubiquitin-protein transferase activity. The transcript is spliced from 29 exons. Gene Ontology annotation, biological process: regulation of dendrite morphogenesis.